CAGGGUAGUGAUUGCUUCCCAAUCUACCAGGCAGCACCUGCUGCGGCUGCUGCUACUAGCGCUGCUGCUGUAAUUCCUACUAUCUGCUACUCAGAGCUUGGAACGUAGCUGUGUCACUGUGUAUCGUGAGUAGUUACACUCCACACCAGACCAUUGCACAUUCUUGCCGGCGAUUUGUUCCAGUCGUCAGCAGUUCACCGUGUAAUUAUGGAAGGUGAACGCUACGCUUUCCUCGUGGAGUGGUAUGAUUCGCUAGCGGGCAUAGUGCGACGCUACAACUUCCUCUUCUAUCCUAAAGAUAGCAGCGUGGAAAUGAUUGAUGUGAAAAACAAGCGCAUAUUCCUGAAAUGUACCAAGGAGGAGUCUAUCAGGCUGGAUCACUGCUACAUUGGUUCAUCAGUUAAUCUACAUGGUCGACAACUGAAGUUUGUAGAGUACUCUGACACUUUCACCAAGACUAAACUCUCCAUGGCGAAAGAAAAGACUCUGGCGAUAUUCAAGCCGGACAUCAUGGAAAAAAUGCCUCUCCUGCUUGAGAUUCUCUGCACUGAAGGACUUCAGAUCUGUGAUGUGAAGACAGUUGUGUUGAGCAAGUCUGCGGCUGAAGAGUUUUAUCGCGAGCAUUGUGCUAAACCAUUUUUCAGAACUCUGGUAUCUUUCAUGACGGAAGGACCAAUCAUGGCGCUCAGCUUACUAGCCGACAAUGCCGUCAGCAGAUGGAGAGAACUUAUUGGACCAACAAACUCGGCUGAUGCCAGGUCUCAAGCUCCGGAUAGUCUCAGAGCAAGGUUUGGCACAGAUCAAACGCGCAAUGCCUGUCAUGGAUCAGAUUCAGUGGUAUCGGCCGAAAGAGAGACGGAGUUUUUCUUUGGAGCAGGCAACAGCAGCAGCCGUGGUCUUCAAGUCCCGGCAGAGUUUGACAACUGCACAUUGUGUUUGGUCAAGCCAUACACAAUGACACAAGGUCUGCUUGGGAGAGUAGCUCGUGAUAUUGUGCAGGCUGGUUUUGACAUCUCUGCCAUGCAAAUGUACCAUUUCGACAAGAGCACAGCAGAGGAGUUCUUGGAAGUCUACAGAGGUGUCGUUGCCGAAUAUUCGGAGAUGGUAUCUGAGUUGUGCUCAGGAGCAUGCGUUGCCAUGGCAUUAACUCAUCAACAUGGCAGUGCUUGUGUAGAGCAGUUCAGACAGUUUGUUGGACCAGCAGAUCCAGAGAUAGCUCGUCACUUGCGUCCCAGCACGUUGCGUGCAAAAUAUGGACACAAUAAAUUGAAGAAUGCUGUUCACUGCACGGACCUAGCUGAUGACGGUAUGCUGGAGGUUGAGUACUUCUUCAAGAUUCUCCAGUAACUACGGAAACAGACAAGACUUCAGUAACGGUUACAGCGCAUCCUCAGUAAUCGGCGUCACAAUGCAUUUUCAUUGAUGUGUUUUCUGUAACCGCUGGAAUGAAUAUUCAGCCGCCGGUGCAGCAAUGUUGUUGAGAGAUGCAAAGGCGAGGUUUGAUGAGCUGAUUUCGAUGUGAUAUUAAUCCUGAAACAUAAUGCAAUGCCAUAGUAAAUGACUGUCGGCGAAUUCAUUCCUUUUCGCUUUCAUUAUAAGAAGAGAAUUUAUCUUUCUGUUUGAACCACACAUA
Molecule: messenger RNA, 1633 nt
Organism: Sycon ciliatum
Lineage: Eukaryota; Metazoa; Porifera; Calcarea; Leucosolenida; Sycettidae
Product: nucleoside diphosphate kinase homolog 7-like
Exons: 15
Coding region: 208-1347 (379 amino acids)
Biological process (GO): GTP biosynthetic process; CTP biosynthetic process; UTP biosynthetic process
Cellular component (GO): centrosome
Molecular function (GO): nucleoside diphosphate kinase activity; ATP binding
Source: RefSeq, a predicted model, not a curated record